CAUCGACAUAUCAAAGGUUAUGGACCUGCCGUUCGCGUUUGGAAUUGACGCCGGCGCAGUGCAAGAGAGACAGCACGUGAAGGAUAGAGCUAACGCGGGCAAACGUCGUACGUUAGAUCUGUAUUGUGCAUGUGUUUCUUUCACUGUGGAAAGCUUUACACAUAUUUUUGCCUUGAAAUUAGUUUUAAUUGUUCAUUUUUCACAACUUCAAACCAAUUACAAGAUGGUGCAGUCUUGUUGUGCUAUAAACUGUACGACCAGAAGAGAAAAAGGGGUGAAAUUAAAAUUUCUGAGUAUACCCAAGGAACCCGCAACGAGGAAACAGUGGUUAGUUGCCAUAAGAAGGGAGAAUUUUAAUCCGAGUGAUAGGACAGUUAUAUGCGAAAAUCACUUUACAAAGGACGAUUUUGAGCUGAAUGUACAUGGAAAUACAGUUCUCAAGAAAACUGCAGUGCCUUCUGUUUUUAAUUUCCCCGUACAUUUACAGCAAAAAGUAGUAAUAAGGAGACCUUUAAAACGAAAGAUAUCUGAUAACAAAGAACAUGGUGCUAUUGCCAGUACAUCAGGCAUAAAUACUGAACCAGUAUUAGGAGUUAUGUCAAGUGAAUCUGUCAGUGCUGAAAAUGAGGAUAUAGAUUCUGAGCAACCUACUACUACAUCUCAAAUGGAAUUCCCUAAAAGAAGACGGAGAGAUCCAAUUUUCUUUGGGGACUUCAAAGAAAGUGAUUUAGAUGAUGUGCAGAAGAGAAAAUGAUUUUGGAAGGUACUAUACUAUAGCAAAGUCUAGGAGAAAUAUCAGGUAUUAUCAGUGCAUAGCCAGAAGACAAAAGAAGAAGAUAAAAAGCCUUAAUUUAUUGUUGGACGAAUUGAUGGAAAAAGAGAAAAUUUCAUCACAGCAGCUCAUGGUAUUGAAGGUAAACUAUUUAUUUUUUUGCAUCACACAUAGUUGGUUUGUUUGUUUUCUGUAAAUACUUAGUAGUUUGCAUCUUGUUCUUAAUGUUCAACUGC
This is a messenger RNA of Acanthoscelides obtectus, 1008 nucleotides long. Lineage: Eukaryota; Metazoa; Arthropoda; Insecta; Coleoptera; Chrysomelidae. The record is from the annotation of a GenBank genome assembly.